Nothoprocta perdicaria is the source of this 2358-nucleotide messenger RNA. RefSeq names its product membrane primary amine oxidase-like. Bases 16 to 2358 code for a protein of 780 amino acids. The transcript has 5 exons. Gene Ontology annotation, cellular component: plasma membrane. Lineage: Eukaryota; Metazoa; Chordata; Aves; Tinamiformes; Tinamidae. Gene Ontology annotation, biological process: amine metabolic process. The record is from RefSeq and is a predicted model, not a curated record. Gene Ontology annotation, molecular function: copper ion binding; primary methylamine oxidase activity; quinone binding.
GGGGCCGCGGCAGACAUGAACGUGAAGACCGUGCUCGUCCUCCUGGUGCUGGCCUUGGCCACUAUCUUCGCCCUGGUCUGCGUGCUGCUGACCAGGGAGCGGGCGCCCGGCGCCUGCCCACAGCAGCCCCCGGAGCAGCGGGAGGAGGAUGACGACGGUGCCGCGGAGCGGAGCCUGGUGUUCGCGGACCUGAGCGCGGAGGAGCUGGCGCAGGUGGUGCGGUACCUGCGGGCAGAGCUGGGGGUGCCGCUGGUGGAGGCGUCGCGCGCGCUGCCCUCCGACAACUGCAUCUGCUGGGUGGAGGUGCAGCCGCCCGGCAAGGCGGAGGCGCUGCGCUUCCUGGACGGCGCCGGGGCCCGGCCCGCGCGCGAGGCGCUGGCCGUGCUGCACCUGGGCGCCCAGGCGGAGCCCAACGUCACCGAGUACGUGGUGGGGCCGCUGCCGGCGCCCACCUACCACCGGGACGUCACGGUGCGCAAGUACGGCGCCGGGCUGCCCUACCACCGCCGCACGGUCACGGCGCGCGAGUACGCAGACAUCGAGGAGCUGCUGCGGCGCGAGCUGCGCCGGGCGCCGCGCUUCCUGCGCGCCUGCUGCCGCUCGGACGGCAGCGACCUGGCGGCGCUGACCACGGCGCCGCGCGGCGCCCGCUCCGGCGACCGCGCCACCUGGUUCGUUUUGUUCCACGCCGUGCCCGGCACCGGCUUCUUCCUCUCGCCCGUGGGGCUGGAGGUGCUCGUGGACCACAGCGCCCUCGACGUGUCCCGCUGGCGCCCGCUCAGCUUCUUCUACAACGGCCGCCACUUCCCCAGCGCGGAGCUGCUCGAGGCCGAGUUCCUCUCCGGCAACGUGUCCGUGGUGUCCGUGGAGAAGCCGGCGGCGCCGGGGCCAGGCUCGCUGCAGCCGCGGCGCCUGCCGGACCGCCCGCCGCCCAUGCCCGUGGAGCUGCGCGGGCCCCGCUACCGCCUGCACGGCGACUGCGUCUUCUUCCAGGGCUGGAGCUUCUGCUUCGGCAUGAGCCCCAGCUCGGGGCCGCGGCUCUCCGACGUGCGCUUCCGCCGCGAGCGGCUGCUCUACGAGCUGAGCCUGCAGGAGGCCCUGGCGCUCUACGGCGCCAACUGCCCCGGCGCCAUGUCCACACGCUACCUGGACGCCAGCUUCGGCAUUGGCCGCUCCUCCUACGAGCUGGUGCGCGGCGUCGACUGCCCCUACCUGGCCACCUACGUGGACCGGCACUACGUGAGCGAGGCGGGGGCGCCCGCCGCCCGCCGCGCCUCCCUCUGCCUCUUCGAGCACGACGAGGCGCUGCCGCUGCGGCGCCACUUCUCCGACGCCCACUCGGCCUACUACGGCGGGCUGCGGCGCAGCGCGCUCGUGCUGCGCGCCGUCUCCACGCUCAUCAACUACGACUACGUGUGGGACUUCCUCUUCCACGCGAGCGGCGCGCUGGAGGUGCGGGUGCACGCCACGGGCUACAUCAGCUCCUGCUUCCUGCACGGCCGCGCCACCGACUACGGCAACCGCGUGGGCGAGCACACGCUGGGCACCAUGCACCUGCACCACAUGCACUACAAGGUGGACCUGGACGUCGCCGGGCGGCCCAACUGGCUGGAGACACAGGACAUGGAGUACGAGGCGGUGCAGGCGCCCUGGCCCGGGGGGCCGCUGCUGCAGCGGCCGGUGCUGCGGCGGAGGCGGCCGCAGCGCGAGGACGAGGCGGCCUUCCCGCUGGGCGCCCCGCUGCCCCGCUACGUCACCUUCGCCGGCGCCCAGCGCAACAAGUGGGGGCACCCGCGCAGCUACCGCCUGCAGCUGCGCAGCGCCCCCGCGGAGCCCCUGCCCGCCCGCAGCCCCAUGGAGAGGGCCCUCAGCUGGGGCAGGUACCAGCUGGCCGUGACGCGGCGCAAGGAGGAAGAGCCGUCCAGCUCCAGCGUCCACAACCAGAACGACCCCUGGACGCCGAGCGUCGCCUUCGCCGACUUCAUCAAUAACGAGACCAUCGCGGGCGAGGACCUGGUGGCCUGGGUGACCGUGGGCUUCCUGCACGUGCCCCACGCCGAGGACGUCCCCAACACGGUCACCGUGGGCAAUGGCGUCGGCUUCCUCCUGCGGCCCUACAACUACUUUGACGAGGACCCUUCCGUGGACUCGCCCGACAGCACCUACCUGCGCCCCGAGGGCACCGCGGGCGGCUGCGGCGGCCACCCCCUGGGCUGCCCCCCCGCGGCCGCCUGCGCCCCCCCGCUCGUGUUUGUAACAACCCCCCGGCGAGGCACCUUUGGCAAAAGUGGCUCUGGGUCCAAAGAUCGGCGCGGGGACGAGCGACCUGCAGUGACAAACAAGAGCCACCGGGUAUAA